GGUGUGUGUGGCUGCUGUGGCGCCCUACGCCCCAGGUACAAAAGGCUGGUUGACAACAUCUUCCCUGAGGACCCCGAGGAUGGCCUGGUGAAGACCAACAUGGAGAAGCUAACCUUCUACGCCCUCUCAGCUCCAGAGAAGCUGGAUCGGAUCGGCGCCUAUCUCUCCGAGAGGCUCAUCCGUGAUGUGGGUCGUCAUCGAUAUGGGUACGUGUGCAUCGCCAUGGAGGCGCUGGACCAGCUGCUCAUGGCCUGCCACUGCCAGAGCAUCAACCUCUUUGUGGAGAGCUUCCUCAAGAUGGUGGCCAAGCUGCUGGAGUCGGAGAAGCCCAACCUGCAGAUCCUGGGCACCAACUCGUUUGUGAAGUUUGCCAACAUCGAGGAGGACACCCCAUCCUAUCAUCGGAGCUAUGACUUCUUUGUGUCCCGCUUCAGUGAGAUGUGCCACUCCAGCCAUGAUGACUUGGAAAUCAAGACUAAAAUCCGAAUGUCAGGCAUCAAGGGGCUGCAAGGGGUGGUGAGGAAGACGGUGAAUGAUGAGCUGCAGGCCAAUAUCUGGGACCCACAGCACAUGGACAAGAUCGUCCCAUCACUGCUUUUCAACCUGCAGCACGUCGAGGAGGCAGAGAGCCGGUCCCCCUCGCCCCUUCAAGCGCCGGAGAAGGAAAAGGAGAACCCGGCAGAGCUGGCUGAGAGGUGCCUUCGGGAACUGUUGGGCCGGGCUGCCUUUGGUAACAUCAAAAAUGCCAUCAAGCCUGUUCUCAUCCAUCUGGAUAACCAUUCUCUGUGGGAGCCCAAGGUGUUCGCCAUUCGCUGCUUUAAAAUCAUCAUGUAUUCGAUUCAGCCGCAGCACUCCCACCUGGUUAUCCAGCAGCUCCUGAGCCACCUGGAUGCCAACAGCCGCAGUGCGGCUACGGUGCGGGCGGGCAUCGUGGAGGUCCUGUCGGAGGCUGCUGUCAUCGCCGCCACUGGCUCUGUGGGGCCCACGGUGCUGGAGAUGUUCAACACUCUGCUGAGGCAGCUGCGGCUCAGCAUCGACUACGCCCUGACCGGGAGCUAUGACGGGGCCAUCAGCCUGGGCACCAAGAUCAUCAAGGAGCACGAAGAGCGCAUGUUCCAGGAGGCUGUCAUCAAGACCAUAGGCUCCUUUGCCAGCACGCUGCCCACUUAUCAGCGCUCCGAGGUGAUCCUCUUCAUCAUGAGCAAGGUCCCACUGCCUUCUCUGCAUCACCCCAUGGAGACGGGGAGGACAGGGGAGAACAGGAACCGGCUGACCCAGAUUAUGCUGCUGAAAUCCCUCCUUCAGGUGUCCAUAGGUUUCCAGUGCAACAACAUGAUGUCAGCCCUGCCCAGCAACUUCCUUGACCGCCUUCUGUCCACCGCCCUCAUGGAUGAUGCAGAGAUCCGUCUCUUUGUUCUAGAGAUUCUCAUCAGUUUCAUUGAUCGUCAUGGCAACCGCCACAAGUUCUCUUCCAUCAGUACCCUCAGUGACAUCUCUGUUCUGAAGCUAAAAGUGGACAAGUGCUCCCGACAGGACACCGUCUUCAUGAAGAAGCACUCCCAGCAGCUCUACAGACACAUCUACCUGAGCUGCAAGGAGGAGACAAACAUACAGAAGCACUACGAGGCGCUCUACGGCUUGCUGGCACUCAUCAGCAUCGAGCUAGCCAACGAGGAGGUAGUGGUGGACCUCAUCCGCCUGGUGCUGGCUGUUCAGGACUUGGCUCAGGCCAACGAAGAGAACUUGCCUGUGUACAACCGCUGUGCCCUCUACGCCCUGGGCGCAGCCUACCUGAAUCUCAUCAGCCAGCUCACGACAGUGCCUGCCUUCUGUCAGCACAUCCACGAGGUGAUAGAGACCAGGAAGAAAGAAGCUCCAUACAUGCUCCCCGAGGACGUGUUUGUGGAGAGGCCCAGGCUGUCUCAGAAUCUUGAUGGAGUGGCGACUGAGUUCCUCUUCCGCCAGAGCAAGAUCAGUGAAGUCCUGGGGGGCAGUGGCUACAAUUCAGACAGGCUCUGCCUGCCCUACAUCCCUCAGCUGACAGAUGAAGAUCGUUUGUCCAAGAGGAAGAGCAUUGGAGAAACCAUCUCCUUGCAGGUGGAGGUGGAAUCAAGGAACAGCCCUGAGAAGGAGGAGCGAGUGCCUGCAGAAGAGAUCACCUAUGAGACACUAAAGAAGGCCAUUGUGGACAGUGUGGCCGUGGAGGAGCAGGAACGUGAACGGCGGCGACAGGUGGUGGAGAAGUUCCAGAAGGCACCCUUCGAGGAGAUUGCGGCACACUGCGGGGCCCGGGCGUCACUGCUGCAGAGCAAACUCAAUCAGAUCUUCGAAAUCACCAUUCGGCCCCCACCAAGCCCAUCGGGAACCAUCACCGCAGCCUACGGCCAGCCUCAGAACCACUCCAUCCCUGUCUACGAGAUGAAGUUUCCAGAUCUGUGUGUAUACUAGAGAUGGAGCUCCUCGAAGAGGUGGGGUCUGAGGGAGGGGCUCGCCCUCACACCCCACCCCUACUACAUGCAAAUCUAACUGGGACCUCAGAAAAGUCACCUUGGAUGGCAGCACCUUCCCAACUAAGCAAGAUAGAGCCCAGACCCUCCCACUUCCACCUUGUCUUCCCUGAGGGCGUCGGCCACCUGGCCCUCUACAGCCAAUAAGCCUCUCACCUGUACUCUAGUCUCCUCUUUGGUGUCAGCGAGGGGCCAAGAAUCAUGGGGCGUCUGUGGUCCUGAGGAGCUCCUAGGUGGGGUAGCAAGUGAUCGAUGUUUAUGAUGGGGGGAUGAGAGGAGGCACAGCCGCCACCCCCAGGAGGGAACUGGAUGGAGACACAGUGGUCAAGGGAAGCUGCAGACAGCAGUCAGGAGGCAGCCCUGCUGGGAGAGCUGAGGUUGAGUGACGCUCUCCCCCAGAGCAUCCCCCCUCCAGUCUGAGGCCCUCAGGUCUCCAGUGUCUCUUCCACUCUCCUGCUCACCCUGCCAGCUGUCUCUUCGUGAUUCUUUCUUUUAUUAAUUAAUGCUGAGCCCUUAUAACAGGAGCUGGGGUAGAGACACCACAGGCAGCAAAGGCUCCACGAUGUGCAGCGGCUGCUGGUGGAGGGUUGAGCCCAGGCUGGGCCUGCCUCCCCGGGAGGGGCAGCAGGCAGACGUGGGCAGGUCCUUCCGGAGCACCUGCUCACCCCUGUGUGCAGAGGGAACUUGCUUGGCCCUCCCAUGGUUCUCUCCCUUCUGGGUGUCUUUGAGUUGAGCUCUCUCCCAUUGAUGCCUUUCUUCCUGAGGAUCCCAAUGUGUUUCUACAGCCUCUGGGUUCAGGGAGGGCAGGGCCAGAUAAUUCAGUUCUAGAUGACUCCAAGAGGGGCAACUGCAGGGCCCCAGGCCUGCCCACAUCGCCUCCUAUGGAAGAGGCUCCUGGCCUGGCUGUGCUGGGGGAG
Molecule: messenger RNA, 3424 nt
Organism: Molossus molossus (Pallas's mastiff bat)
Lineage: Eukaryota; Metazoa; Chordata; Mammalia; Chiroptera; Molossidae
Gene: EFR3B
Product: EFR3 homolog B
Exons: 22
Coding region: 100-2448 (782 amino acids)
Biological process (GO): protein localization to plasma membrane
Cellular component (GO): plasma membrane
Source: RefSeq, a predicted model, not a curated record